CACGGACAGACCCUGUGCCCCAGACUCGUCCUAUUGUAUACCAUUCGUGUUCUUUUCAAACUCAAUCGCCACUCCAUCUCCGGCGCCAUCAUCUCUCCGACCGUCUUUACCUUGCAGUACACCUCCACCCCGUCACUCGCUCCCACCUCAUCCACAAUGGCCGCCGCAGCCGCGCCCUCGCAGCAGGCAUCGUCCAUCUUCCCCAAGAGCCACGUCGGUUUCGACAGCAUCACGCAGCAGAUUGAGAAGAAGCUGCUCAAGCGCGGUUUCCAAUUCAAUGUCAUCUGCGUUGGUCAGACCGGUCUGGGCAAGUCGACUCUCAUCAACACCAUCUUCGCCUCGCACCUGAUCGACUCAAAGGGUCGUUUCACCCCCGACGAGCAGGGCCGCUCCACCACUGAGAUCCACCCCGUCACUCACGUCAUUGAGGAGAACGGUGUCCGUCUGCGCUUGAACAUUGUCGACACUCCCGGAUACGGCGACCUGGUCAACAACGACAGAUGCUGGGACCCCAUUGUCAAGUACAUCAAGGACCAACACUCGGCAUACCUGCGCAAGGAGCUCACCGCCCAGCGCGACCGCUACAUCCAAGACACUCGCAUCCACUGCUGCCUGUACUUCAUCCAGCCCACUGGUCACGCCCUCAAGCCUAUCGACAUAGUUGUUCUGAAGAAGUUGAGCGAGAUUGUCAACGUUGUUCCCGUCAUUGCAAAGGCCGACGCCUUGACUCUGGAAGAGCGUCAGCAGUUCAAGGACAGAAUCAGAGACGAGUUUGCCUUCCACAACAUCCGCCUCUACCCUUACGACAACGACGAGUACGACCACGAGGAGACUGCCGUCAACCAGCAGAUCAAGAACCUCAUUCCUUUCGCCGUUAUUGGCAGCGACAAGACCCUCAACAUCAACGGCCGCACCGUUCGCGGUAGACAAAACAAGUGGGGAGUCAUCAAUGUCGAGGAUGAGAACCACUGCGAGUUCAUCUACCUCCGCAACUUCCUCACCCAGACACACUUGCAAGACUUGAUCGAGACCACCAGCCAGAUCCACUACGAAUCAUUCAGAGCCAAGCAAUUGCUUGCCCUCAAGGAGAGCAGUGCCGCCGGUCCCCAUGGGGGUAGCAGACCCAUCAGCCCAAGCGCCGACCGCGAGCUCAGCCGUAACAGCAACAGAAUGACCAUGAACGGAUACAACUAGACGGACGCACACACACACAACAGAACAAGGUGUUUGACAGAGGGAACUGUAGGCCGGCCGAUAAUCCAGGUCUCUCGGGAAGCGCUUGAUUGAGAUACCAUCUUCUGUUUUUGUUUUAGCAUCUCUUUCCACCCUCUUUCUCUUCCUCAAAAGCAAUUCCCCAGGCCAUCUUCUA
Aureobasidium subglaciale EXF-2481 is the source of this 1369-nucleotide messenger RNA. RefSeq lists its product as uncharacterized. Gene Ontology annotation, biological process: cytoskeleton-dependent cytokinesis. Gene Ontology annotation, molecular function: GTPase activity; GTP binding; molecular adaptor activity. Gene Ontology annotation, cellular component: microtubule cytoskeleton; cell division site; septin ring. Lineage: Eukaryota; Fungi; Ascomycota; Dothideomycetes; Dothideales; Saccotheciaceae. The transcript is spliced from 3 exons. Bases 157 to 1194 code for a protein of 345 amino acids. The record is from RefSeq and is a predicted model, not a curated record.